This is a messenger RNA of Paramecium sonneborni, 770 nucleotides long. NCBI's taxonomy places the organism in Eukaryota, Ciliophora, Oligohymenophorea, Peniculida, Parameciidae. The record is from the annotation of a GenBank genome assembly.
AUGAACUAACAAAAAAUACUGAUUUCAACAAAACAGGACCUAUGGAAUCUAUAAAAUUAAGUUAGUUAUUAAAUUGAAGAUAAUUGCCACUUCUUGAAAUUAAUUGAUGAGACUAAUUAAAAAGUUAUAGAAAAACUAAUUAAACAAUAAGAAAAACUUUAAAUACUAAUCACUAAAUUAGAUUAUUUUCAAAUAUAACCAUAAGUCAACUAUCUUGAUUAAAUUUUGAAACAUCAGUACUAAUACGAAUUAAAAUUAUCUGAAGAUUUAGAAUUGCCAUGUUACAGAAACCGAAUAUUUUCUAUUCGAUUCAAUCUCAUGUAUCAAGAUUAAAUAGUCAUUAAUGCAAACAAAAUAAUUGUUGAACUUGAGAUGUACUAUACUAAAAUUAAUUCUAAGUUGGACAUAUGAUGAAUAACCAAAAAAAUUGUCUCAUAAUAAUCAAGGAGAAUCAAUCUAUAAAGGAUGUCAAUAAGCAUUUAUAAGAGAAGGAUAAGGACGUCUAAAUAAAAUUUAGAUAAAAGAAGUAUCUUCACAUUUUCCUAGAGGAUAAUUUGUACUCGUAAUAGUACCAGUAAAUGAUCAUGGUGUUAUUGGAAAUCAAAAGUAAAUAUUUCUUAUUAAAUCAAAUUAGAUUAGGUGAGAUUAAAAAAGAAUAGAUCAAACCAUUAGUCUUAAAUGAAUUUGUUGUUAAAGCAAAAAGAUUCUCAAAUCGUCAUAUUCCUUACUUUAUUAAGAAAGAUGGAACUGUUACAAUGAAACCUAUCUGA